This is a messenger RNA of Triticum dicoccoides, 371 nucleotides long. RefSeq names its product protein transport protein Sec61 subunit gamma-like. The transcript has 2 exons. The record is from RefSeq and is a predicted model, not a curated record. Gene Ontology annotation, cellular component: membrane. The coding region runs from base 53 to 262 and encodes 69 amino acids. Gene Ontology annotation, molecular function: transmembrane protein transporter activity. NCBI's taxonomy places the organism in Eukaryota, Viridiplantae, Streptophyta, Magnoliopsida, Poales, Poaceae. Gene Ontology annotation, biological process: intracellular protein transport; protein targeting.
ACCUCGUCGUCGUCGUCAGCUCGGAGAUCUCGCCUUCCCGCCGGCAGCAGCCAUGGACGCCGUCGACUCCGUUGUGGACCCCCUCCGUGAGUUCGCCAAGGACAGCGUCCGCCUCGUCAAGCACUGCCACAAGCCCGACCGCAAGGAGUUCACCAAGGUCGCGGCGCGGACGGCGAUCGGGUUCGUCGUCAUGGGGUUCGUCGGCUUCUUCAUCAAGCUCAUCUUCAUCCCCAUCAACAACAUCAUCGUCGGCUCCGGCUAGGUGCGAACGCGUCUCCUCCGAUCCCGUCUCCCUCUUGCUUGCACGGUUUAGUUAGACUUGGUUCCUGUUGUCUCGUGCUGUGAUCUGUUGGAUCUGCGGUGUACGCGCC